AGCCGGUGUUUUUAUUUAUUGACGCCCCUCUGCUCCUUUAAGCUGGCUUCCAUGCUCCUGGGACCGCAGGUCUUGUGUGCAGGAGUACCAUGACUCUGACCAGAGGAUCUUUCACCUAUGCCAGCGGCGAAGAAUACCACGGCGAGUGGAAAGAAGGUCGGAGACACGGCCUCGGUCAGCUCACGUUUCAAGACGGAACCUGCUACACGGGUCAGUUUGAGAACGGACUCUUCCACGGUUCUGGUGUCCUGAUUUUCACUGAUGGAUCCAGGUACGAAGGAGAGUUCUCACAUGGAAAGUUUCAAGGCACGGGGGUCUUCAGUCGAUACGAUGGCAUGAAAUUCGAGGGCGAAUUCAAAGACGGGCGCGUGGAGGGAUACGGGUUAUUGACUUUUCCGGAUGGAACCCAUGGCGCUCCACGAAACGAGGGCUUGUUUCAAAACCACAAGCUGCAGAAACGGGAGAAGUGUCCAGGAGUGGUGCAGCGUGCGCAGGCUUCAGCUUCCGGUGCUCACAGCCUGGCACUUUGACAGCAUUGGACUCCAGAGGAGGAGACGUUAGCAGAGUUCCAGCACCUUCCAGAAGGGCCUUAAGGAUGUACACUUUGCUCCAAUUCUUGGUAUCUUUAGCUUUUUUUAUUUGUUUAUUUAUUUUACGACCCCAUUUUUUUUCUCUCAUAUUCUGCAGUCCAACUUUACGGUAACCAAAUGCAAAUGCAAUUUGACCAAAUAGCCAUUUUCCGAAUAGCUU
Molecule: messenger RNA, 750 nt
Organism: Austrofundulus limnaeus
Lineage: Eukaryota; Metazoa; Chordata; Actinopteri; Cyprinodontiformes; Rivulidae
Gene: morn4
Product: MORN repeat containing 4
Exons: 5
Coding region: 90-530 (146 amino acids)
Biological process (GO): response to axon injury
Cellular component (GO): cell projection
Source: RefSeq, a predicted model, not a curated record